UAUUGCGGUGACAUGCACAAAGACAUGUUAAUUCCAGGAAGAUUUUGGAGGUGGAUCAUUUGACAAGGAAACAAAAUCUCAGACCCUGAGAAACGAGUUCGGCAUCUCUUCAUGAUUGUUUCCAGAAAUAUAAGGUGUCUGGAUGAGCCAUAUCAUUGCCCUUUGUUCUGAAGGAAUAUGCUGAAGUGACUUUGACUAACAUACAUCAAUGAGAAACAUGGCCACUCAAGGAAAAAUAUUAAAGUACUUUGCAGGAAUCAUAAUGACGCUCCUGUUGACCCAUGAAUGUGUUGUGGAAACACUUGAUUUCCCAGAAACAAGUAUAGAUUUAGAGUUUAGCUACAUUGAUGGGCAACUGCAUCAUAGAUUACCAAGAAGCGCAGAGCUAUUGGAGUUCAUUGUGGUUAUUGAAGUGAAUGCAUCCCAAGCUGUGGUGAUUGAACAGAUCAGAGCGUCAUUGGCCUCCAUCACAUUCCCUCUUCAAUUGGACAACAGUACUGAAAUUACUGCUGCGAACAUCACAACAGUGUGCCAGCCAAAUGUGACCGAAUACCAGUGCGUAUGUGAAGAUGGUUAUGCAUGGACAUACAACAACUGCAAGUCAUAUGAGGCCUGUGAUGACAUCAGUCUGGGCUCAUGUGGAUGUAUCAGUGGUAUUCCGAGUGAUGGAGAGAUGUGUGUGCUGGAGAGCGAACUGCCCUUCACAGACUUAUUGUUUGAAAUCGAGAUGGAAUCAUCAAGCAUCUCCGUGAUCGAUGAGAUGAGGAGAUAUUUUCAGAACAUGACCUUUCCACUUCGGUUAGAUGAGCUGGUUGAAGUAUUAGAUGUGGACAUCACAACAGUGUGCAAUUUCAAUGACAGUGGAUACAAGUGCGUAUGUGAGGAUCAGUAUUUCUGGCCGUGUGAAAAGUGCACAGAAUAUGGGAGCUGUGAUGACAUCACUAACAACACAUGCAGCUGCAUCAAUGAUAUUCCAACUGAUAGACAGUUCUGUCAACCUGUCAACGAGAUAACAAAUAACACUACAUGUGGGAAACCACCAACAGUUCCAGCUGAAUAUCUAACUGAAAUUCAGAUAGAUGCCGAGAAUACUUUCAUCAUUGAUCAGCUGAUGAGCUAUUUGAUGGCUUUCAGUUUUCCAUACAAAGUCAGUGACAGCACUAACAUCACAGAAAUCAACAUAACUACUGUGUGUUCAUUGAACCAAACUCAGUAUCAGUGUAAAUGUGAGGGUCUGUUUGUUUGGCCAAAUGACACGUGUCACUCAUACGAGACCUGUGAUGACAUCAUUGAUGGUUCAUGUACAUGUAUCAAUGCACUUCCAGUUAAUGGACAGUUCUGCCAGUUAAAAGAAGCACCACCUUCUAACUAUGAGAUUGACAUUGAUGUGAGAUUCUUUGACUUGUUCCUGGUGAACUACUUAAGAAGUCUAAUCAUGAACAUCAGCCUGCCUUUGACUCUGAGCAACAGCAUAAAUAUCACAGAUAUCGACAUGACUACUGUGUGUGGGUUAAAUGGAACACAAUAUGAGUGCAAGUGUGAGGAGCGUCAUGUUUGGCCCAAUGACACCUGCAGGGCCUAUCAUGAGUGUGAUGAGAUUGUGGGGGGCACUUGUGGAUGUAUUCAAGCUCUCCCUUCAGAGGGUCCGCUUUGCCAGAGAGACAUCAAUGAAUGUGAAGAUGCAGUGUCAGUUUGUGGUCAAUACUCAGACUGUAUUAACAUCAUCGGGAGUCACAAGUGUUUAUGCUGGAGUGGAUUUAAUUCCUCAAAUAAAGACAGUCCUGUGAGCCGCAACAACUCAUGUCAGGAUAUAGACGAAUGUCUGGUCAGUCCAUCUGUAUGUGGUCCAGAUUCCAGCUGCACAAAUGAAAUAGGAAGUUACAGUUGCUCAUGUUUGAAUGGAUUCACUGUAACAAACUCAAAUCUCACCAUCAGCAUCAAUAACCCGUGUAGAGAUGUCAAUGAAUGUCUAAAUACAUUAGAGGUCUGUGGUCCAAACUCUCGUUGCAACAACUCAUUUGGGAUUUACAACUGUUCCUGCUUGAUUGGGUUUACUGUAACAAAUAUGAAUCAACCAAUUAGCACCAGUAACCCAUGCAAUGUGACUCUACCUUUGACUGAAUAUCUGAUUGAAAUUCAGAUCAAUAGUGUGGAUAGUAGCGUCACUGAUCAGCUGAGGACUCUUCUGAUGUCUUUUAAUUUGCCCUACAUAAUCAGUGACAGCACUAACAUUACAGAAAUCAGCAUAACUACUGUGUGUUCAUUGAACCAAACGCAGUUUCAGUGUAAAUGUGAGGGUCUGUUUGUUUGGCCAAAUGACACGUGUCACUCAUACGAGGCCUGUGAUGACAUCACUAAUGGUUCAUGUACAUGUAUCAAUGCCCUUCCAGUGGAUGGACAGUUCUGUCAAGUGCUGCCUUCUAAGUACAUGAUUGACAUUGAUGUGAGAUUCUUUGACUUGUUCCUGGUGAACUACUUAAGAAGUCUAAUCAUGAACAUCAGCCUGCCUUUGACUCUGAGCAACAGCAUAAAUAUCACAGAUAUCGACAUGACUACUGUGUGUGGGUUAAAUGGAACACAAUAUGAGUGCAAGUGUGAGGAGCGUCAUGUUUGGCCCAAUGACACCUGCAGGGCCUAUCAUGAGUGUGAUGAGAUUGUGGGGGGCACUUGUGGAUGUAUUCAAGCUCUCCCUUCAGAGGGUCCGCUUUGCCAGAGAGACAUCAAUGAAUGUGAAGAUGCAGUGUCAGUUUGUGGUCAAUACUCAGACUGUAUUAACAUCAUCGGGAGUCACAAGUGUUCAUGCUGGAGUGGAUUUAAUUCCUCCAAUAAAGACAGUCCUGUGAGCCGCAACAACUCAUGUCAGGAUAUAGACGAAUGUCUGGUCAGUCCAUCUGUAUGUGGUCCAGAUUCCAGCUGCACAAAUGAAAUAGGAAGUUACAAUUGCUCAUGUUUGAAUGGAUUCACUGUAACAAACUCAAAUCUCACCAUCAGCAUCAAUAACCCGUGUAGAGAUGUCAAUGAAUGUCUAAAUACAUUAGAGGUCUGUGGUCCAAACUCUCGUUGCAACAACUCAUUUGGGAUUUACAACUGUUCCUGCUUGAUUGGGUUUACUGUAACAAAUAUGAAUCAACCAAUCAGCACCAGUAACCCAUGCAAUGUGACUCUACCUUUGACUGAAUAUCUGAUUGAAAUUCAGAUCAAUAGUGUGGAUAGUAGCGUCACUGAUCAGCUGAGGACUCUUCUGAUGUCUUUUAAUUUGCCCUACAUAAUCAGUGACAGCACUAACAUUACAGAAAUCAGCAUAACUACUGUGUGUUCAUUGAACCAAACGCAGUAUCAGUGUAAAUGUGAGGGUCUGUUUGUUUGGCCAAAUGACACGUGCCACUCAUACGAGGCCUGUGAUGACAUCACUAAUGGUUCAUGUACAUGUAUCAAUGCCCUUCCAGUGGAUGGACAGUUCUGUCAAGUGCUGCCUUCUAAGUACAUGAUUGAUAUUGAUGUGAGAUUCUUUGACUUGUUCCUGGUGAACUACUUAAGAAGUCUAAUCAUGAACAUCAGCCUGCCUUUGACUCUGAGCAACAGCAUAAAUAUCACAGAUAUCGACAUGACUACUGUGUGUGGGUUAAAUGGAACACAAUAUGAGUGCAAGUGUGAGGAGCGUCAUGUUUGGCCCAAUGACACCUGCAGGGCCUAUCAUGAGUGUGAUGAGAUUGUGGGGGGCACUUGUGGAUGUAUUCAAGCUCUCCCUUCAGAGGGUCCGCUUUGCCAGAGAGACAUCAAUGAAUGUGAAGAUGCAGUGUCAGUUUGUGGUCAAUACUCAGACUGUAUUAACAUCAUCGGGAGUCACAAGUGUUUAUGCUGGAGUGGAUUUAAUUCCUCCAAUAAAGACAGUCCUGUGAGCCGCAACAACUCAUGUCAGGAUAUAGACGAAUGUCUGGUCAGUCCAUCUGUAUGUGGUCCAGAUUCCAGCUGCACAAAUGAAAUAGGAAGUUACAAUUGCUCAUGUUUGAAUGGAUUCACUGUAACAAACUCAAAUCUCACCAUCAGCAUCAAUAACCCGUGUAGAGAUGUCAAUGAAUGUCUAAAUACAUUAGAGGUCUGUGGUCCAAACUCUCGUUGCAACAACUCAUUUGGGAGUUACAACUGUUCCUGCUUGAUUGGGUUUACUGUAACAAAUAUGAAUCAACCAAUCAGCACCAGUAACCCAUGCAAUGUGACUCUACCUUUGACUGAAUAUCUGAUUGAAAUUCAGAUCAAUAGUGUGGAUAGUAGCGUCACUGAUCAGCUGAGGACUCUUCUGAUGUCUUUUAAUUUGCCCUACAUAAUCAGUGACAGCACUAACAUUACAGAAAUCAGCAUAACUACUGUGUGUUCAUUGAACCAAACGCAGUAUCAGUGUAAAUGUGAGGGUCUGUUUGUUUGGCCAAAUGACACGUGUCACUCAUACGAGGCCUGUGAUGACAUCACUAAUGGUUCAUGUACAUGUAUCAAUGCCCUUCCAGUGGAUGGACAGUUCUGUCAAGUGCUGCCUUCUAAGUACAUGAUUGACAUUGAUGUGAGAUUCUUUGACUUGUUCCUGGUGAACUACUUAAGAAGUCUAAUCAUGAACAUCAGCCUGCCUUUGACUCUGAGCAACAGCAUAAAUAUCACAGAUAUCGACAUGACUACUGUGUGUGGGUUAAAUGGAACACAAUAUGAGUGCAAGUGUGAGGAGCGUCAUGUUUGGCCCAAUGACACCUGCAGGGCCUAUCAUGAGUGUGAUGAGAUUGUGGGGGGCACUUGUGGAUGUAUUCAAGCUCUCCCUUCAGAGGGUCCGCUUUGCCAGAGAGACAUCAAUGAAUGUGAAGAUGCAGUGUCAGUUUGUGGUCAAUACUCAGACUGUAUUAACAUCAUCGGGAGUCACAAGUGUUUAUGCUGGAGUGGAUUUAAUUCCUCCAAUAAAGACAGUCCUGUGAGCCGCAACAACUCAUGUCAGGAUAUAGACGAAUGUCUGGUCAGUCCAUCUGUAUGUGGUCCAGAUUCCAGCUGCACAAAUGAAAUAGGAAGUUACAAUUGCUCAUGUUUGAAUGGAUUCACUGUAACAAACUCAAAUCUCACCAUCAGCAUCAAUAACCCGUGUAGAGAUGUCAAUGAAUGUCUAAAUACAUUAGAGGUCUGUGGUCCAAACUCUCGUUGCAACAACUCAUUUGGGAGUUACAACUGUUCCUGCUUGAUUGGGUUUACUGUAACAAAUAUGAAUCAACCAAUCAGCACCAGUAACCCAUGCAAUGUGACUCUACCUUUGACUGAAUAUCUGAUUGAAAUUCAGAUCAAUAGUGUGGAUAGUAGCGUCACUGAUCAGCUGAGGACUCUUCUGAUGUCUUUUAAUUUGCCCUACAUAAUCAGUGACAGCACUAACAUUACAGAAAUCAGCAUAACUACUGUGUGUUCAUUGAACCAAACGCAGUAUCAGUGUAAAUGUGAGGGUCUGUUUGUUUGGCCAAAUGACACGUGUCACUCAUACGAGGCCUGUGAUGACAUCACUAAUGGUUCAUGUACAUGUAUCAAUGCCCUUCCAGUGGAUGGACAGUUCUGUCAAGUGCUGCCUUCUAAGUACAUGAUUGACAUUGAUGUGAGAUUCUUUGACGUGUUCCUGGUGAACUACUUAAGAAGUCUAAUCAUGAACAUCAGCCUGCCUUUGACUCUGAGCAACAGCAUAAAUAUCACAGAUAUCGACAUGACUACUGUGUGUGGGUUAAAUGGAACACAAUAUGAGUGCAAGUGUGAGGAGCGUCAUGUUUGGCCCAAUGACACCUGCAGGGCCUAUCAUGAGUGUGAUGAGAUUGUGGGGGGCACUUGUGGAUGUAUUCAAGCUCUCCCUUCAGAGGGUCCGCUUUGCCAGAGAGACAUCAAUGAAUGUGAAGAUGCAGUGUCAGUUUGUGGUCAAUACUCAGACUGUAUUAACAUCAUCGGGAGUCACAAGUGUUUAUGCUGGAGUGGAUUUAAUUCCUCAAAUAAAGACAGUCCUGUGAGCCGCAACAACUCAUGUCAGGCCGCUUCCCCUGGGAACAGUCCAUCACGACGAGCCUGCCCGGCCGCGUGUGGUGCUCUCAUCGCCGCUAAGGACCCUCUCGUUCUGCGCGGUCCGCUUGGGCUUAGCACGCUCAAGAAGCUUUGGAGAACCCGGAGAAUUGCGGUCAUUGUAAUUGCUGCCCAUGUAGCUUUUUACAAAGCCGGCUUUAGUUGCACUAUCCAGCGCACCGUGCUUGGCAUUUCUUACUCGGAUGGGGGACACGGUGAUGAUGACGCGCUACCGGGGGACUCCCGGAGCGCCACAGAUAAAAUAUUUGAGCGGUAUUCAGCCCAAUCCGCAUUCCCUGAAGAGGACAUCUUCGCGGGAAAACCUCACUCUCGUUGA
Messenger RNA from Pimephales promelas (fathead minnow), 6397 nucleotides. The record is from RefSeq and is a predicted model, not a curated record. Lineage: Eukaryota; Metazoa; Chordata; Actinopteri; Cypriniformes; Leuciscidae.